AUGCCACCAAAGUCACGAAAAUAUCUAAAUAAACUUGAAAAACUCACACGCAAAGAUGCGCGCCAAUUUGACAAAGAGAUGGCUCUCUAUAUGGAGCAAAUCACUGACUUUCAAAACUUUGUCGAUCGUGUUGAUGAUUGGUACAACAAGAAUGAGAAACGCUACCUAAAAUUCAUGUCUCUGUAUGGAGAAGAUGUAAUCUCUGAGACCGAAUUCAAACUCGCCUUCCGUAACUUACGGGCACCGUUUACUGCACCGGAGGAGCACAUAAUCUGUAGAAUGAUUGAUCCUGAGAAGACUGGACAAAUUGAAUAUGCUAAACUGUAUGAGGGGAUAUGGAAAGCACUAGCCAAUAAAUAUGUCCAAGAUGAUGAUCCAAAUGUACUAGAUUUAGAGCGACCUGACCAAUGGCUGAUGGCUACGUUCAAGGUACCCACUUAUGAGCCCUUGGAUAUGCCAACCACUUUCGAAGCGUUGAUCACUCAGGACCACACAGGUCACAUGCUACGUGAGCUGAUCCGCAUGAAAGUGCCUCAUUUAGCAACUAAGGCUAUUGUUGUUUUCACCGAAGCCAGCAAGUACACUGAGUCACUAAUCAAGUGUCAGCAAAAGUUGUCGGAAUUCAACUUCACCGGAGGACCAAAAUCUUGUGCCGUCAGCGGUCUUGUUGCCGAUGCGAGAACCCUUAUCGACCGGGCUCGUGUUGAAGCCGCUCAUCACUGGUUUGUGUACAACAGCGAAAUGACAACUGAGGAUGUUACCCAGGCUGUGAGUAAACUCGCUCUUGCUUUCGGCGACGACGAUGCCGAUGCGGGAGCCAUGAGUCGGCCCUUUGGUGUUGCUCUUAUGUUUGCCGGUUAUGAUGAAAUCGGACCACAACUGUUCCACAUGGAUCCCAGUGGUACGUACAUCCAGUACGAAGCAAAGGCCAUUGGGUCCGGCUCCGAGGGAGCACAGCAAGCUCUCCAGGAGGUCUUCAACAGGGACAUAACGCUCGAAGAGGCGUGUGUACAGGCCCUCACCAUCCUUAGACAGGUUAUGGAGGAAAAAUUGGACGCAACCAAUGUUGAGGCAAGCCUUCUUUUCUCUAUCCAGCAGAUGGCUUAG
Molecule: messenger RNA, 1107 nt
Organism: Echinococcus granulosus
Lineage: Eukaryota; Metazoa; Platyhelminthes; Cestoda; Cyclophyllidea; Taeniidae
Product: Proteasome subunit alpha type-5
Exons: 3
Coding region: 1-1107 (368 amino acids)
Cellular component (GO): proteasome core complex, alpha-subunit complex; nucleus; proteasome core complex
Source: RefSeq, a predicted model, not a curated record